AGUCUUCUACUACAAACACAUCCCAACACAUCCCGAAAGACUUUGAAAGAAGAUGCAGUCUGAAGAGUACAGCCAAAGAGGUAAAGAGCUUAUCGACUAUAUUACCAAAUACCUGACCACUAUCAGGGAGAGGAGGGUCCGUCCAGACGUGCAGCCUGGAUAUAUGAGAGCGCUGCUGCCUGACAGUGCGCCCGUAGAGCCGGAGAACUGGGACGAGAUUUUCAAGGACAUCGAGAAGAUCAUCAUGCCAGGGAUUGUACACUGGCAGAGUCCCCACAUGCACGCCUAUUUCCCCGCUCUCACCUCCUGGCCCUCACUCCUGGGAGACAUGCUGGCAGAUGCCAUAAACUGUGUGGGAUUCACCUGGGCCUCUAGCCCAGCGUGCACAGAGCUGGAGAUGAACGUGAUGGACUGGCUCGCUAAAAUGCUGGGACUCCCCGAACACUUCCUUCACCAUCACCCAGACAGCAGGGGAGGUGGAGUCUUACAGAGCACUGUCAGUGAGUCCACACUGAUUUCCCUGCUGGCUGCUAGAAAGGCAAAGAUCCAGGAGAUGAAGGUGUAUGAACCAGAAGUGGACGAAUCCAUUCUGAAUUCCAGACUUGUCGCCUAUGCAUCAGAUCAAGCGCAUUCAUCCGUGGAGAAGGCUGGCCUGAUUUCUCUGAUGAAAAUGAGAUUCCUGCCAACUGAUGACCAGUUCUCUCUCAGAGGAGAAACUCUGAGGGCUGUUAUUGAAGAAGACAGAAAGGCCGGCCUUAUACCAGUCCUGCUUUGUGCAACUUUAGGUACCACUGGCGUUUGUUCCUUUGACAGCCUUUCAGAGCUGGGACCGAUAUGUGCCAGUGAAGGUCUCUGGCUACACAUUGAUGCAGCCUAUGCAGGGACAGCCUUCCUCUGUCCAGAGUUCAGGGUUUUCCUUAAAGGAAUCGAAUAUGCAGACUCUUUCGCCUUCAACCCUUCAAAAUGGAUGAUGGUUCAUUUUGACUGCACAGCAUUCUGGGUCAAGGAUAAAUACAAGCUUCAGCAAACUUUUAGUGUCAACCCUGUCUACCUCAGACAUGAAAACUCAGGAGCUGCCACUGAUUUUAUGCAUUGGCAGAUCCCACUCAGUCGCAGGUUCCGCUCUCUAAAGCUCUGGUUUGUGAUUCGCUCGUUUGGAGUCAAAAACCUUCAAGCACACGUUAGACAUGGUACCGAGAUGGCAACGCUUUUUGAGUCUCUGGUCAGAAAGAAUUCAGAUUUUGAAGUUCCUGCUGAAAGACACCUUGGUCUGGUUGUGUUUCGCUUAAAGGGACGAAACAGCCUGACAGAGGAGCUCCUGAAAGAACUGACCAGAUCGGGCACCAUGUACCUUAUCCCAGCUGCUAUCCGUGACAAGCUGAUCAUCCGCUUCACUGUCACGUCACAGUUCACAACCAGAGAGGACAUCCUCAGGGACUGGAGCAUCAUUCACCACACUGCCACCGCAGUACUCAGCAGACACUCCGUGGACCAGGCUCCCGGCAAUGGCACCAAGAAACCCCAGACUAACAGUGAUGAUACGAAUGUUAGGGCCAAUGGGCUUUCUAAAAUGUCAGCUGCCCCAGAUGCAAAAACAUUCAGAGCAGCAAUGAGGUACUCUCUAAGUGAGCCAGAAGGGGAGACGUACUUGGCUAACCCAAGUACUGAAGAUCUUCUAGAUCCCUUUGAUGACACCUUCCCAGCGGAAGUUCACAGUGUCAAUAAAUUCUAUAGUCACCUAGGUGUGCAAGGCAGGAAGCUGAGCGUCCGCUCCCUGAGGUGUAACAGCGAGCCUCUUAGCAGCCUGAAAGACUUGAACAACCUCAGCCUCCUGUCCAAUGAGCCCACUGUUAAGAACGGGUCUCGCAAUAAAGACAGCCUCCCCUCCCAACUCCCCGAGAAAGUGAUUGUCCUUGAAAAAAGUGCCUUAAAGAAGCUGACUAAGUAUUACAGCGUGCCAAGCUUUUCACAAUGUGGUAUUCGGCAGCCCUGCUGCCCUUUACAAAGUUUUAGAACGUUUAACAAAACGUGGUUCACAUGCAACCCAGUGCACUCUGCUCUGACAUGCCUAACACACCAAAGCUAACAUUGCAGGCCGCUAUGCAUUUGUUGAUUGUUAAUGUGAUAGAAUACUAUAGAAAAUAGAAAAAAAAAAUUAUAUAUAUAUAUAUAUAUAUAUAUUAUAUAU
Molecule: messenger RNA, 2188 nt
Organism: Acipenser ruthenus (sterlet)
Lineage: Eukaryota; Metazoa; Chordata; Actinopteri; Acipenseriformes; Acipenseridae
Product: histidine decarboxylase-like
Exons: 12
Coding region: 53-2086 (677 amino acids)
Biological process (GO): L-histidine catabolic process; histamine biosynthetic process
Molecular function (GO): histidine decarboxylase activity; pyridoxal phosphate binding
Source: RefSeq, a predicted model, not a curated record